UCAUUUUCAAUUCUUGUGAGUUUCAAUUAUUGUUAUCCCAAAACACAAAUAAGGAUCGGAGAAACAAUAUAUAUAUAUAAUGGCGGCGGCGCAAGAAGUUGAGAUCUCUUUGUUGAAUCAACAUAAAGAGAAACAUUUCACCGCCGGCGAGAUCAUCAGAGACAUCAUCAUUGGCGUCUCCGAUGGCCUAACCGUCCCGUUUGCCCUCGCCGCCGGCCUCUCCGGCGCUAAUGCCUCCUCCUCCAUCAUUCUCACCGCCGGUAUCGCUGAGGUUACUGCAGGCGCCAUUUCCAUGGGACUCGGAGGUUAUUUGGCUGCUAAGAGUGAGGCUGAUCACUACGCGAGAGAACUGAAGAGGGAGCAUGAAGAGAUCUUAACUGUACCUGAUACAGAAGCUGCAGAGGUUGCGGAGAUACUAUCACAAUAUGGGCUUCAGGCACAUGAAUGUAAUCCAAUUGUGAAUGCCCUGAGAAAGAACCCCCAAGCGUGGAUUGAUUUUAUGAUGAAGUUUGAGUUGGGCUUAGAAAAGCCAGAACCAGGGAGGGCGUUGAAAAGUGCAUUUACCAUUGCAGUUGCUUAUAUAUUAGGAGGUUUGGUUCCCCUAAUUCCAUACAUGUUCAUUCCGGUUGCAUCUCAGGCCGUUCUUGCCUCUGUAGCCAUAACUCUAGUGGCUUUAUUCAUCUUUGGUUAUGGCAAAGGCCAUUUUACUGGGAGUAAACCAUUUAGAAGCGCUUUUCAGACCGCACUAAUUGGAGCCAUUGCAUCUGCUGCUGCUUUUGGUUUAGCCAAGGCAGUCCAAGGAUAGUUGCUUGUGGUAAUGCAACUCAAUAUACUCCUGGGUUUGCAUUAAUUCAUUCCUUUUAUAUUAAUUUUGUAAGAUUCAUCCUCUAUUUUUAUUUUAUUUUUUUACAAUUUGGAAUUGUUUUUCUUGAAGGAUACAAUUUAGUAUUAUUUACUUUGUUAUAUUGCUAGUUUUUUUUUUUCA
Messenger RNA from Ipomoea triloba (trilobed morning glory), 985 nucleotides. Its product is annotated as vacuolar iron transporter 1. Gene Ontology annotation, biological process: intracellular manganese ion homeostasis. Gene Ontology annotation, molecular function: iron ion transmembrane transporter activity; manganese ion transmembrane transporter activity. Gene Ontology annotation, cellular component: vacuolar membrane. The transcript has 4 exons. Bases 80 to 805 code for a protein of 241 amino acids. Lineage: Eukaryota; Viridiplantae; Streptophyta; Magnoliopsida; Solanales; Convolvulaceae. The record is from RefSeq and is a predicted model, not a curated record.